Molecule: messenger RNA, 3458 nt
Organism: Monomorium pharaonis (pharaoh ant)
Lineage: Eukaryota; Metazoa; Arthropoda; Insecta; Hymenoptera; Formicidae
Exons: 3
Coding region: 319-708 (129 amino acids)
Source: RefSeq, a predicted model, not a curated record
GCGAGGCUGCCUGCAGUCGACAUCGAAGCGGAGGCGCGCGAGCGUCGGUGCCCGCGCCGAUCAGUCCGCGCGGGACGCUCGAUGAGUGAGGAUCGUGUUCUUGGCUUGCCUUGCUCGCGAAGUCGCUUAGGUGCGUCGGUGAUUAACGACAUAGGGAGGGAGAGAAAGGGCGCUAGUUUCGUCGCACGCAGUUCUGCAGGGCCGUAGAGGAGAGAGAGAGAGAGAGAAAGACAGAAAGAGAGAGAGAGAAAAACGGCGACUGUCAUAGAGAAGCAUUCCUCGCGAGACGACCGGAACCCCGGGAGUAUUGGAGCACAGAUGGUGAGAGGAUCGUUACCUGAUAUCGCAGUGACGAUGGCAUCGGGCAGGGAAAUCCACGGUGCUUUCAGCCUCAUCGUGGACGACGUGGACUCGCACUCGAUCCUCAGCGACGGCUCCGACCUGGACGGGCUGUCGCGCGAGAGCAGCUCGCAGAACUCGGCGUCGCAGACGCCGCUGGACAGCCCCGGCGGACCGCGGGAGAGGAUCAAGCAGAUCCAGGUAGAGGCCGAGACCAGACGGGGCGAGUUCGCCAGACUGCUGGAGGAGCACGCGCAGGUGGUGCGCAAGCUGAAGAUGAUGGAGGCGGAGGAGCAGCUGUCGGCGACGACGACGACGACGACGACGGCGACCGGGAACGCGGCGGUGAUCGGCGGCGCGCACGCGUGAUUUUACGAUUUUAUCACCGACGCCGGAACGAGGGUGACACCGAGGGUCGGGACCACCGCGUCGACGACCGUCGUACGACCGACCACCACCGCCUCACCGCGUUUCCUCCUCGUCCGCCUCGACGGCGAAACAACCUCAUCCGGACCGGCCGUCGUCGUCCGUCGCGAUUCGCAGACGAGACGCGGAUGACGCGGACAACACUGGACGUUCGGAUAUAUUAUUAACCCUCGGAUGCAUCUCGGACGAGUCUCUGAAAUAUCCAGAUGUACACGAGGUGUACAUGUCUGUAAGGGAAGUAAUGGAUGCAUCCGAGGGUUAAUUGCGGGGGAGGGGAGUUAUGGACUCGAGAGAACUUCUCUUGCUAUCUUCCUUUUUUCUUUUCAGCAUUGCAUAUAAUUUUGUUUCGCUCUAAUUUCCGCUUCGGAUUAAUUAGAUUCCGCCGCUUUGGUUUAUUUGAAAUAAAAACUGAAAUCAAAUUGGAGAUAAACCUGAAUAAUGUAAAAGGAAUUCGUAAGAAUUUAAAUUUCCUAUCGUUUACGUCAAUUUAUGACAAUUGAAUGAAGUGAUCGUUAUUAGUCUGGCAUGUUACGGAAAUUCAGAUAAAUUAAAAGCUUGAUACACGAAGCUAUUUUCUUCCCAAGAAAAAUAUACAAUAUGAUAAACGCGUAUUUAAUUGCGAUGUGUUGUUAUAUUAUAAGUAUGUAGAUUCUCGCAAUUUUAUUUGCGAUUGAAUAAAGUAUUUCUGCCGUUUGAAAAAUUUCGAGAUGCGCUAUCGAGCGCAUAAUUCCAAUUCAACGUAACACAACGUGCAAAUUUCGGAGCAAAGCCUUUCUGUAAAACAUCAUCCGAUUUCGCGAGAUCGAAUUAAAGCGAGCUCGAUUGAAUCGACAAUGCCCGGUGCGAGGGGUACCGCAGUCAGUCUCCCGCGACAGGGGGUCGUUCUUAUUAUUAACCCUUGUUUGCAACAAAGUCUGAAUAAAAAUAAAACCUACUAGACACGACAAUAAUGAGGAACACUUUUAUGAUGGGGAACGUGCGCGAAAGCCGCGGUUGCGUAUUGUUCACAAACGCGUGGAACAGGGAACUCCCGCCCGUUCGAACUAGCUCAGCAGCAACGGCUGGCCUAAGCGUAGUACAAAUUUUGCAGUGAAGUCUUAAUAAAAGAAAAAAAAAUGAAAAAAGAGGUACGAGUGGGCAGAGAGAGAGGAGAGAGAGAAGGAGAAAGUUUCUGAUAUUAUAUCACGGCGUCGUUUCGCCGAGGAAAUGCAGGUGCUGGAGUGGAUAUGGUGUCGUACACGAACACACGUAGCCUACUCUCGAGACACAACGGAGUGUACAAGCUUCUACGUUUUAUAGUGUUGUAGAGUUGAGUGUUCCAUGUAAGUGUAAGCUAGUUUUGUAAUAUCGUAAAUAUAUAUACGUGUACGAUAAAGGCGAAUCUGCCGGGUCUGGCGGAGCACGCGACUCUUUUGUAAAUAGGUUUCUUUUCAUUACACACGCAUAAUAACAACCGACCGUCCCGAUCGAUUGUCACCAAUUAAUUCCGAUUAACGACUUUCUGUGUCUCUUUCUGUGUCGUGGUAUUCUCGGCCACGAUUCUACGUGGGCGGAAUUACAAAACCAUGGUUUAAAAUGUGUAAAAAUUUUGUACUUUAUUUUUUUUAUGAAUUAAAUUUAACGAAAAUGUCAAACCGAGUAAAUACUGCAAAUAAAAAGAUUGCGAAAAAUGUUAAUACAAAUGUCAAAUUUACACAAAAAUCGUGAAAAUGUAAUACGAAUUAAACAACCACGCAAUAUAACACCCAUUAUCAUUUUAUAAUUAAACUGCUAUUAAAACUAUAAGAAGAAAGAGACACAAAACGUUGGCACGAGAUUAACUAAUAAAGAUUAUCGGUGCAAUCAGGUUUGGAUCUUCGUGAAGCGUGAAGAGAGGGAAGGUAAAGACGCGGAAGUAAUGCUACUUAAUUUGGUCAUUUUACUCUUAACAUUAGGGAGUUUGUAUAAAAUCUGGACUGGCAAAUCUCGACGAGAAUUGCUAAUUUUCUAAACGUGCUGCGUCAGACCCGCAUCCAGAUGAUAUAGGUAUUAUUAGGCAUUUAUAGACUUAUAUAUACAUACUUAAAGAGAGACACAUAAGUAGACCCGUGUUAAAUAAUAUAGCCCUAGUAUAAAGAUGUCUAUUAUUGCACAUUGUGCCAGCCUACGCCAGUCGGCAAUCAGGACACUUUUUGCCUCGUUUAAUUCGUCGUUAAGACGUCACAAGAUAAAUCGUCAAUUCGAAAUAAAUUGUCAAUCGUUCUCUCGUGUACUUAUUGAGAUAACAAUUGUAGUUUACAAGUAUAAUGACAAGAGAAAAAAGCGAGUAAAUCUUCAUGAAAUUUUAAGUUUCCGAAAUAUAUUUAAAAUAAAAACACGUUAAACACAUGCGCGCGCGUACUUUUUUAAAAUAAGUAUGUGAAUAAUUCGGUAUAAUUCUAGAUUCUUGAAAACAUACACGUGGCAGAGGAACUUCCGAAAAGAUAUCCUGAUUGCCGUAGCAUCGACUGGCGCAUUGUGUAAACUAAAGAGACAGUCCUAGAAUAUAUAAGGAAUAGACAGGAAUGAUUUUAGCUGCUCAGAAACGUAAGAUGCUUUAAAGGAAAUUUCGCGAUUGAAAGUGAUACUUGCGAGGCAAUAAUUUCUCCAACAUACUCGGGAAGACUGCGAGUAGCGCGUGGAACGAAUGCGAAACGAAAAAUCUGCAUUAUUUU